UCCUCCGUUACCCUCUGUCAUUCCAUUUGAAAUUGCCUGGUCUCGGCUCCCUUUGUAAAUUUUCAUACCUUUGCAGAAAUUGUGAGUAGGAAGUGCUUUGGGAUCAAACACCUAAUGGAAAAUAUCCUGAAGGAGCUGUUGCACCUGAAGGUUCUUUUGUUGCUGAUCGUCGUCUCUGCAAUGGGAGGAACACUUCAGCAUGGACUCAAUAUGGCUCUGAUUAAUGCACCAUCAGUUUACAUUAAGUAUUUUAUCAAUGAGACUUGGCUGGAACGCUACGGUACAACAAUGGAGGAACAUGCAAUGAAAGCGACCUGGUCAAUUAUUGUGUCGGUGUAUUCAAUUGGAGCUGUGUUUGGAUCACUAAUCGCUGGACACCUCUCAGUGAAAUAUGGAAGAAGGAACUGUUUGACUUUCAACAAUGUUUUGACAAUAGCAGGGGCUUUGUCCGUGGGCUUCAGCAGGAUGGCAAGAUCCUUUGAGAUGAUAUUAGUGGCAAGGUUCAUGUAUGGAGUAACUGCAGGGAACGGUCUGAAUGUUCACUGCAUGUACCUUAUGGAAUGCUCUCCGAAGAAGUUGCGAGGGAUUGUGACCAUUACCACUGCAAUAUUUAUUUCCAUCGGUAAAUGUUUAGGACAGAUUAUUGGACUCAGAGAAAUUCUAGGCAGUGAAAGUGUAUGGCCUUUACUGAUGGCCUUCAAUGCCGUACCUGCUUUUAUACAGCUUGUUACUCUGCCCUGGUUUCCAGAGAGCCCCAGAUACCUUCUGAUUGACAAAGGAAAUAGGGCUUUGUCCAUGAAUGCACUCCAAAGACUAUGGGGCAAGCGCGAUUUUAGUCAAGAGCUUGAGGAAAUGCAGGCUGAACGGACUGCCAUAAGGAAUGAACGCGCAAGAAGUGUGUGGGAGCUAUGCAUGGAUCCCUCUAUACGGAGUCAACUCCUUAUCAACAUGAUGAUGUCUUUUCUCAUACAACUCAGCGGCAUCAAUGCAAUCUAUUCUUAUGCUUUUGAGAUUUUCCAGGCAGCAGGAAUUCCUGAUGAGACAAUACCAUAUGUGUCCAUUGGAACAGGACUGAUUGAAAUGUUUACAUUACUGAUCUGUGCAUUCUUAGUUGAACGGGUUGGGAGAAAAACACUCUUCUGUGGAGGACUGGGGCUCAUGAGUCUGUGGACAGUGCUCCUAACAAUUACCUAUUCACUGCAGCACCUCGUGAGCUGGAUGCCAUACUGCAGUUUGACCAUCAUCUUCGCUUAUGUCUUCAGCUACGGAGUAGGCCCAGGUGGAGUGGCUAUAAUCUUACCCUCAGAAAUCUUCCUGCAAUCUGACCGUCCAGCUGGCUAUGUUAUCAAUGGCUUCCUCAACUGGUUUGGUCUCUUCCUGGUCACAAUCAUUUUCUCCUUCAUGGUGGAAGGUCUGGGCUACCUGUGCUUCCUGAUAUUCUGUGGAGUCUGCUUACUGCUUACCAUCAUGGGCUACUUCAUUCUGCUGGAAACAGGGGGCAAGACCCCACUGGAAAUCAGUGAGGAGUUCAAGAACAGGAAACUCUGGAAAAACACACCGCUCCGAGUUGCACCGAAUGGGACAAUCCCACAAAAUACGGUCGAGAUCAUCAUGUCAACUGCGUUCUGACCUGUGGGGAAAGGUCCUAGCAGAGAGGUUAUUUGAACUGGGGCCGAUAUGUUCUUCAUUGGAUUGUGUACUAAUUGUCCAGUUAUCAGCACAGGAAGAAUCCCUAUUACAUUUAACAUUGUUGGACUAAGCAUCCUGCUGUUGACUGGUAGCUAAGGCUGAGGAGUUACCUCUUUGACCAACUGCAGGAAAUUUGCUCAUGUGCCAAUAUUUAAGGGUGGUUUAAAUUAGUUACCACAGGUUCUUUUUUAAAUUAAAGCCGAGUUUUAUGAAAAUUCUCA
Molecule: messenger RNA, 1910 nt
Organism: Rhincodon typus (whale shark)
Lineage: Eukaryota; Metazoa; Chordata; Chondrichthyes; Orectolobiformes; Rhincodontidae
Product: solute carrier family 2, facilitated glucose transporter member 11-like
Exons: 12
Coding region: 115-1629 (504 amino acids)
Biological process (GO): monosaccharide transmembrane transport
Cellular component (GO): membrane
Molecular function (GO): hexose transmembrane transporter activity
Source: RefSeq, a predicted model, not a curated record